AGUCUGUCAGCAUUCCAGCGGCAGUCUGUCUGUGGGCGCAGAGUACAUAAGAUACAUACCGAGGCACUACAGCCAGGCAAUAAUGGAAGACUACUUGAAAAUAGAGAAAAUUGGAGAAGGUACCUAUGGGGUGGUGUAUAAGGGCAGACACAAGGCCACAGGUCAGGUUGUGGCCAUGAAGAAGAUCCGUCUGGAGAGUGAGGAGGAGGGGGUUCCCAGCACAGCUGUCAGAGAGGUCUCUCUGCUUCAAGAGCUGAAACAUCCCAAUGUUGUACGACUCCUGGAUGUCCUGAUGCAAGAGUCUCGUCUCUACCUCAUCUUUGAGUUCCUGUCCAUGGACCUGAAGAAGUACCUGGAUUCCAUCCCCUCUGGUCAAUACAUGGACCCUAUGCUUGUCAAGAGCUACCUUUACCAGAUAUUGGAGGGCAUUUACUUCUGUCACUGUCGUCGAGUCCUCCACCGGGACCUGAAGCCCCAGAACCUCUUGAUCGAUAACAAGGGAGUUAUCAAACUGGCAGACUUUGGGUUGGCUCGGGCCUUUGGUGUUCCUGUCAGAGUCUACACCCACGAGGUUGUAACCCUUUGGUACCGGGCUCCAGAGGUCCUCCUGGGUUCACCCCGGUAUUCAACCCCUGUCGAUGUUUGGAGCACUGGGACCAUCUUUGCUGAGCUCGCCACCAAGAAGCCUCUGUUCCAUGGAGACUCAGAGAUAGAUCAGCUGUUCAGGAUCUUCAGGACUCUGGGAACCCCAAACAAUGAUGUGUGGCCUGAUGUGGAGAGCCUACCUGACUACAAAAACACCUUCCCUAAAUGGAAGUCUGGCAACCUGUCAUCAAUGGUGAAAAACCUGGAUAAAAAUGGCCUGGACCUACUGGCGAAAAUGUUGACCUACAAUCCUCCCAAGAGGAUCUCAGCACGCGAGGCCAUGACUCACCCUUACUUUGAUGACUUGGACAAAUCCACCCUGCCUGCUGCCAGCAUCAACAAAAUCUAAAACACGUUGACAUGACAUACAAACACAUUCAUACCUAUUGUGAAUUUAUCAUUCUGUAAAUACUUGUGUGUGAAAAUUGUUGUAGACCUUUUAGUAAAGUUUGUCUUUCAACAUUCUUUUCAAUAAAACUGCACUUUCUAUCAUUCUCAAAACUGAAAACCUAAUGUUUUAUUUCAUUAUUUUCUAUUCAAAAUAUAAAGCUUGACAUAAGUUGAA
Molecule: messenger RNA, 1210 nt
Organism: Thunnus maccoyii (southern bluefin tuna)
Lineage: Eukaryota; Metazoa; Chordata; Actinopteri; Scombriformes; Scombridae
Gene: cdk1
Product: cyclin-dependent kinase 1
Exons: 8
Coding region: 83-994 (303 amino acids)
Biological process (GO): G2/M transition of mitotic cell cycle; protein phosphorylation; mitotic G2 DNA damage checkpoint signaling
Cellular component (GO): nucleus
Molecular function (GO): ATP binding; cyclin-dependent protein serine/threonine kinase activity; RNA polymerase II CTD heptapeptide repeat kinase activity
Source: RefSeq, a predicted model, not a curated record